AUGGCGCUAUCAGAACCCAACCCCUUCUUGGAUCUCUCAGAGGAAGCCGCUGAACAGGCCAGCCCGAUGCGGGCCUUAUUGGAAGGCUCGGGCAUCCCGGAGUCUCUUUGGAAAGAUGUGGCUGUGUUUGCCCCUGAUGAGUUCGGGUCUCUUUCUGAUGCAGAAAUUCAGGAAUUCUUAGAUGGCCUCACGUACCCAUCUCAGCCAUCCGAUCUGUUGGUAAAGGCCAGGAUUCGCCUCUUGUGGCGGAAAUGCCAAAAGUCGGGGGCACCCUUGCAACAUGAUCCUCCCAAGCCCAACCCCGUGGGGAGCACAGGUGCGCUUGCCGAUCAGGCCUCAUGGUCUGAGGCAUUCCCGAAGCGUCUCAGUGGCGAGGCAGUCCGCCAAAUGAUAAAGGCUUUCAGUGAGAAGUACCCUUCGGAACCAUUAAGAUCGCCGUUGGCGAUGGAUACCGUGGAAGCCCCACGGCUUGAAAAUCUGUUGUGGGAAGAGAUACCCAGCAGAGAGUUGCCCACACAGGGCAUGGCUAAGAGUGUUAUGGCAGAACUGCUUCAUUUGCAGGCAGUGGCGAUUGCGCUAGCAGACGGCGCCCAUCUCUACACCCUGCGGGAGAUGAACCGUAAAUUUCUUGUCAAGUGUUUCGAUCACUUGCCUCGGGAUGGGGGGUUGCGAGUUCCAAACAGAUUGGAGGCCGAGAACGCAGAGAAACAGCUUUGGCAACAGAUCGCGGUCUUGUUCAAUGAAGAGAACUGGACGAUGGAUCAGGCAAUACGCGAGGUUGUCGUGGCUCGCAACGAGCUUCACGUUCUGCUCAUGCCGAGGGCCGUCGCACCAAAAAUUCCAUGGCAACCGUGGACGCCGCAUCGCAUCAAAGGCGAUGGCAAGCAGGGGAACCUCGGCAAGGGUGGCAAAGGGGAUAAGGGCAAUAAGGGCGGUUCUAAGGAUGGCAAAGGUUCCCAGCGUCAUACCUUGAUGAUCAAUGUCCUGCGAGUGGGCAGUGCCCUGACCACGUUUUCUGAAGUCCCACCGGGGCCCGCAGCAGUGGAUGCUCCGAGCCCUGUGUUGAAUGCCACAUGUGCCGCCGUGGCAGACCCGUCGUCGGACUUAGCAAACAGUGAGGGCUCCAUGAAUUUGAACGUCUCCGUUGGGGACUUUCAGGGGGGUGUUUUGUGGCUGGAAUCAGCAACAGGCACUUUGUGGCGCCAGCCACCAGGCAGCCAGCACUGGGUGAAGGGCGAAGAAGUUCAGACUUUUCGUAAUCCCGUUGCUUUUCCAGCGUGUGCCUGGCAUGAAACCAUGCCAUUUGUGGGUACUAGAUGGUCCAUCACUUGCUACACGUUGCCCCAUGUGCCAGCGGGUACAUUAGCCAAUCUUGGUUUUCCGGAGGUAUCUCCGGAGCAACUUCCUCGUGUAUCGCAGUCACAGGAGUCAGCUGCCGCAUCCGCGGUUCAGUCCAAUGAGCCAAUCUCAGCCCUGCCACCGGUGGUGGCCACACAGCGGCACCCUCUUUUCUUCUUGGAUCUUUUCGCCGGUGCAGGUGCACCACUCUGUCAGGAGGCCGCACGUCGGGGUUGGGCGUGUAUUCCCAUAGAUAUCCUACAUAACAAGGCAUCAGACUUACGUGAUGAUCGUAUCUUCGAUGGCCUCUUGAAGCUUUCCCACUCAGGUGCAGUAGCGUUUGCAAACGCAUCCCCUCCUUGCUGCGAAUACAGCAUUGUGAAGCGGUUUGAUGGCGGACCGCCACCCUGCCGAUCAUGGGAAUGCUUGGCAGGCUUUCCCUCCAACAAUGACGAAGCCCAGGAGCGUGUUCGAUCCAGCCACCUUCUGUUAUCUCGGGCAGUCAUGCUCUUGCACGCUGUAUAUCAGAGUGGCAAUCACGUAAGCUUAGAACAACCCCGUAACUCUAUGGCUUGGGCUGAGCCCGUGACUCAGGCUUUCCUUCUGGAAAUUGCGGCGGAUGUGAUUCAGGUUGCAGCCUGCAGUUAUGGUUCGAGCUAUGCAAAGUACUGGGCCUUCGCCACAAGUUGGCGACCUUUACAGCAAUUGCAAAGUACUUGCCAGCACGCUGCGGGUCAUCAUGAUGCGUUUCACGGUAAACGUGACGCCGCAGGCCAGUUCGUGUCUCGGCAUACGGCGGUGUUCCCUCCCAUGCUGUGCAAUGCAUUCAUGGAGGCCAUUAGCCCGUUGUUCCCAGAGAACUCACAUGCUACUGACUUCACGUCAUUGGAUCAGGCACUUUCUGCAUUGCCAAUUCGCCCCUUGAACGAUUUCCCGACUGGCCAGCAGGAUGGUGGCGGCAUUUACAGCCAGCCCGACUGGACUUCUCCUCCGGCGGGGUCGAAGGAUACUUUCCGCCAGUUGCGUCAAGAUAUGUGGGGGUUUUUCAAAGAGCAUAAACUUUUUGAUCGCCUUCGCAAACAUGUCAGUCAGUCAUCGCAAGAGCCUCUCAUUCAGCAGCAUGAGCUCCCUGCAUUGCGAUCGAUUUGGGAAGAUUGGUUUAGAGCCCAGGGCUUCACGGAUUCAGUUUCAUGGGAGGUCGCGCCCGACCAGCCUUACUGUCUUCAGGCACUUGAGCUUUUGAGCAAGGCUCUUGACGACCGUGAUGUGGAGCUUUGGAAGGACUUGCAGGCUGGGGUGCCAACGGGUGUUGAUGGUGACAUUUCUAUGAGCAACUGUUUCUUGCCUACCCCAGCGCAUUUCGAUCCAGAAGAUUUUGAUGUGCAAGUGUGUUCGGGCAACUGGCCUGGGGCCAAUGAGGAGCCAGAAUUGCUGGCAGAACUUGUGCAAAAAGAGGUGGACAAGGGCUACGUGCACGUCUUCGACUCUCUCGAAGAAGCCCAAGCCAAAUGGCCCCGGGUGGCCAAACUUUUGCAAAGCCUGAUGCAAGUGCUCCGGUCCGACCCUUGCACCAAGCGGGAUUUGCAGGCUCUCAUCGGUCUCCUUCACUGGAUAUUACAGAUGUCGCCAGAGUUGCUACCGUGGCUGUGCUGCUUGUACCACGACAUGUCUCGUCCCUUGGGCACAAAUUUUUCUUUGCAUGCAGGCGCCUGGCAACAGCUAGCAGAUACCUUGACGGAUGACUUGCAUUUCCGCAAAUCGCCACCAGGGUCGACCAUCCCCCCGGGCAGCAAGUUGUUGAGUGCUCGACAUGUGGAAAUCAAGUGCAAAGCAGACUUGCGCUUGGUGCGGGCCACAGGCAAACGUGUCUGGAUUCGUGUGGCGGAUGCAUCAUCUAGCAAGCGUCGAAUCAGCACGGUGAGCAGACAGUUCAUCAUGUUCUGGGUGCACUUUUGCAUGCGGCCUCAGAUGCCCCGCUGCUUGUCUUUGCCGCCUUUGGACUUCAAUAUUCUUUAG
This is a messenger RNA of Symbiodinium sp. CCMP2592, 3354 nucleotides long. Lineage: Eukaryota; Dinophyceae; Suessiales; Symbiodiniaceae. The record is from the annotation of a GenBank genome assembly.